Messenger RNA from Pseudo-nitzschia multistriata, 1413 nucleotides. Lineage: Eukaryota; Bacillariophyta; Bacillariophyceae; Bacillariales; Bacillariaceae. The record is from the annotation of a GenBank genome assembly.
CAAUUUCAAUUGUUGUUUUAUGCAUAGUAUCGACGGACACCACGAAAGUUCUUUCCUCUUUUCAAGACGGUUAAGAAACAUUUCACUUCAUGGAAUCUGGUCCUGUACCAGUGCAUAAAAAAUCAACGAAACUCAAAAACUCUUGUGAUCACAGUGCGAUUCUCGUUCAAUUAGAUUGCUUKAAGAGUGCAAGAUGGAUCCAACAARUGGAAGCGAUAUACGAAAUGUUCCUACAAUCGAUUUGUCUACAAUUUCGGAGGAAGAUGCUGCAGAAAAAGUCUCCAAGGCUUGCAGUGAGUUUGGUUUUUUCCAAAUAAUCAACCACAGUGUAUCGAAUGAAUUAAUUGAAUCCUAUCUCAAAUGCUGUCGAGAGUACUUCGCGCUUCCUUUGGAAUUGAAGCUUCAGUGGAAACGAAACGAAGGAAACGCGAGAGGAUUCUUUAAUGACGAGCUAACACAACAAAAACGAGAUUGGAAAGAAGCAUUGGAUGUCGGUGUUCCAGGGUCUCGAGACUGGUCUACAGGAGACGACAUUCCCGAAAACAAAUGUCUAGAUGGCUGGAAUCAGUUUCCAACAGAAGAUGUUCUUCCAAACUUUCGACGGWUAGUUUCGAAAUACUUCCAAGAGUUGUCUUUGCUGGCCGAUGAGAUUGCCGUUAUCAUGGCAAAAGGACUAGGUCAAGAUGAGAGUAGUCCCCUUAUACAAGAACUUCGAGAAAAACAUUCAAGUUAUAUGCGAGCGAAUUACUACCCAUUGUGCAACGAAACGAGAGACGACGGGUCGAAACCGCUUGGGAUCUCUCCCCAUCGAGAUGCUGGAUUUUUGACUAUUUUGCUGCAAGAUGCAGAUUGUCAUUCGCUUCAAGUCCUCAAAAAUGACAAGUGGAUAACCAUUCACCCAGCUGGAAAGUUUUCCUUCACAAUCAACACGGGUGAUAUGGCCGAGGUUUGGUCCAACGGACGAUACAAGGCUCCUUUACAUCGUGUGCUGAGCAAUCAAACAAAGACGAGAUAUAGCACCCCUUUCUUUUACAACCCGAGCUAUGAAACAAUCGUGAAGCCCUUGAAGGAUGGGGAACCUGACGAACCCUCCUUAUUCAACGAUGUCCUUUGGGGUUAUUUUCGAGCUGUUCGGUUUGCAGGGGACCUCACUGAUCUCGGAGUCGAAAUUCAGGUGUCGCACUUUCUCAAAGAGAACGAAGAUUGCGCUCAUCAAAGAAAACAAGAAAUAUUUGGCAAGGAAGUCAAUUUCAAUGUUCCGUUUAAUGUGAAGGAAUACUCCGCCCUGUUACUGCAGCGAUGAAGUAUUUGAUCGUGAAGGUAACGACAUCCAGCACUUCCAUUUUGGCUGGCGUACAAUUUUUUUGAUCAAUUUGUUUUUUUGACAUCUACAAACAAAUACCUGAGAUGUCG